AAAAUCGUGUCAUUUAUCAUUGUAACGGUAACGCAGUACAAUAUAACAAAUCACCUUCCUUAUAGGUCCACACAGUACUGUACUACACCCCACCUUAUUAAGAAACCCUUCACAGCACCCAACACACCCACAACAUGGACAUGGAUCAUGACAUGGGCAUGGCAGCACCACCGCCAUCCACCAUGGUGAUGAUGAAGCGCCGCCAUUUCAUGCACAUGACAUUCUUCUGGGGGACAAAGUCUGAGGUUCUGUUCGACCAAUGGCCCGGGGACAGCCGUGGCAUGUACGCGCUCGCUCUGCUCUUUGUUUUCGUCAUGUCCUUCCUCGUGGAGUGGCUGUCCCACACCCGCUUUAUGAAACCCGGUUCCAACAAGCUCAGCGCCGGUUUGUGUCAGACCGUGUUACACCUCCUUAGAGUUGGUUUGGCAUACCUCGUUAUGCUUGCUCUCAUGUCGUUCAACGCCGGUGUCUUCUUGAUGGCUGUGUUGGGUCACGCUCUCGGCUUCUUCUUCUUUGGUAGCAGGGCUUUCGCUAAACCACACAGUGAUAAGAGAUAUGAUGAUCUUCCGCCAAUGUCUUGUUGAUUACUUUUUUUUUUCUCCUAGUUUUUUUUUUAUUUCCCUAGUUGAAAUAACUAUAAUUAGAGCAUUUAUUAUUAUUAACUUGGAACUAUUUUUGUGAUUUUAAUUGUGUGUUGGGUAGAUGGAAUUGUAGGUGGGGAUUAAGAUCCAGAUCCAGAUCAAAUUUCACGUAUACUUGGUUACCCAUGGUCACUCAUAUAGUACAGUCUUAUAGUUGUAAUAAUGGAUAGAAACUCUUAUUGUUAUGUAAUGUCUACGGUUUGGACUUUGGACCCAUCGUCCUUAAAACAAAUUUCCCUCAAAUGUCAUUCACUGUAUGUGCACACUGCAUGCUCAACUCUAAUGGGCUCAACCCACCUAGCCAAAAAUCUACCGUUGUUCUACGAUUUUCUCUUUGUUAAUUCAUUAUAAAUCAACUUGCAUCACUAGAAUUUUCAUAAAGAGUUUUUGAAGUCAAAAUGGUCAAAGAAGAAGCAAAGUUUGAGUUGAAUACAAUAAUCAUCAAUUGGUUAGAUAUUGCUAGAAGCUAAUGUUGGAAGCUUGAAGAUUUUUGAAGAACAUUCAAGAGAGUAGUAUAACUACAACAUUCUACAACAUUGAAGAAUUCAAAAUCAAAUUGAAUUGAAAUUAGAAGAUUAU
Arachis stenosperma is the source of this 1220-nucleotide messenger RNA. Its product is annotated as copper transporter 2-like. Gene Ontology annotation, cellular component: plasma membrane. The coding region runs from base 135 to 584 and encodes 149 amino acids. Gene Ontology annotation, molecular function: copper ion transmembrane transporter activity. The transcript has a single exon. NCBI's taxonomy places the organism in Eukaryota, Viridiplantae, Streptophyta, Magnoliopsida, Fabales, Fabaceae. Gene Ontology annotation, biological process: intracellular copper ion homeostasis; copper ion transmembrane transport. The record is from RefSeq and is a predicted model, not a curated record.